Messenger RNA from Beta vulgaris subsp. vulgaris (sugar beet), 759 nucleotides. RefSeq lists its product as uncharacterized. NCBI's taxonomy places the organism in Eukaryota, Viridiplantae, Streptophyta, Magnoliopsida, Caryophyllales, Amaranthaceae. The record is from RefSeq and is a predicted model, not a curated record. The transcript has a single exon. Bases 1 to 759 code for a protein of 252 amino acids.
AUGUCUAUCAACUUUGUUCAGCCUCAAGUACCCCAGUUAGCAAAAGACCAAUAUGAAGAAUGGUGUAUUAAGAUGAAAGCAUUAUUUGGUUCCCAAGAUUUGUGGGAAAUCGUUAGCGAUGGUUUCGAAGAACCAUCAGAUAGUGAAAAGGCUUUAUAUACGCCACAACAGAAGAUUGAGUUGAAAGAAAUUCAUAAAAAAGAUCAAAGGGCGUUAUUUUUAAUAUACGCUAGGAUGGACAAAGAGACAUUCACAAAAAUAUCAAGUGCAACAUCAAGCAAAGAAGCAUGGAAUUCUGUUGUGACAAUAUUUAAAGGGGUUGAGCGUGUACGUAAAAUUUGUUUGCAAACAUUACGAGGAGAAUUUGAGGAAAUCAAGAUGACUGAGAAUGAGUCGAUUUCAGUUUAUUUUAGUCGCCUCCUAUCAAAUGUUAAUCAACAAAAACAGAAUGGAGAAAAGAUUGAAGAUUACAAAGUCGUUGAGAAAGUGCUCCGAUCAUGCAAUAAGAAAUUUAAUCAUGUAUUACCUGCAAUAGAAGAAUCUAAAGACACUGACAAAUUAUCAGUAGAAGAGCUUCUUGGAUCGCUCCAAGUUCAUGAGCAAAGAAUUUUGAAACAGAAUGAUGGGCCUAUUAUGCUAGAGCAGGCACUUGAAUCAAAAUUAACUCUAGAAAAACAAAACGGUAACCAACAAAGAGGUGGUUUUCGUGGACGUGGUAGAGGUCGGAGUAAUUAUCGACCUCGUAAUCAAAACAAUUAG